Bactrocera latifrons is the source of this 1974-nucleotide messenger RNA. It is a transcript of the gene betaTub97EF, whose product is annotated as tubulin beta chain. The record is from RefSeq and is a predicted model, not a curated record. Gene Ontology annotation, molecular function: GTPase activity; GTP binding; structural constituent of cytoskeleton. Gene Ontology annotation, cellular component: cytoplasm; microtubule. The transcript is spliced from 7 exons. Gene Ontology annotation, biological process: mitotic cell cycle; microtubule cytoskeleton organization. The coding region runs from base 393 to 1763 and encodes 456 amino acids. NCBI's taxonomy places the organism in Eukaryota, Metazoa, Arthropoda, Insecta, Diptera, Tephritidae.
UCUUCGAGAUACUCGUUCGUACGGUUCUACGAUUUACACAGUGAUAUUCGCACGCGGUCACAUACGUACAUACAAGCAAAGCAUAUAAGCAAUAUAAGGAAAAUAAUUGUUUUUGCUUAUACUUUUUUGCACCAUCAAUUUGUUUGUGCAUUUGUACGUGUGUUUUACGACGACAAGUGGACCCGUGACACGCGAGUGCCCCCACAUACUAGAUAUACAUAAACGCAUAUCUACAAACAAUUGUUAAUAGGCUGUUAAAAAGGCGUUGUAGUGCAGCAGCAAAUAACAACAACAGCAAACGGCACUAGGAAAAAUCAAUUGCAUUCAAUUUGCCAGUGUUUUUUGUUUUUGUUUUGUGGUGAAAAGUGUGUCUUUAGCACAACCAAUUCAAAAUGAGGGAAAUCGUUCACCUGCAAGCUGGUCAAUGCGGCAAUCAAAUUGGCUCAAAGUUCUGGGAAAUCAUCUCCGAUGAGCAUGGCAUCGACCCGAAUGGCAUGUACGUUGGUGAGAACGAUUUGCAAUUGGAACGCAUCGAUGUGUACUACAAUGAGGCCAGCAGUGGUAAAUAUGUACCACGCGCUGUACUCAUCGAUUUGGAGCCAGGCACAAUGGAUGCUGUUCGCCAAUCGCCAAUGGGUAUGCUAUUCAGGCCAGAUAACUUCGUGUUCGGCCAGUCCGGUGCGGGUAAUAACUGGGCUAAAGGUCAUUACACAGAGGGCGCCGAGCUAAUUGACUCUGUGUUGGAUGUGCUGCGCAAAGAGUCCGAGGGUUGCGAUUGCCUGCAAGGCUUCCAAUUGGCACAUUCUCUCGGUGGCGGCACCGGCUCCGGUCUGGGUACACUGCUGAUUUCCAAAAUACGCGAAGAGUACCCCGACAGGAUAAUGAAUACAUUUUCAGUGGUGCCAUCGCCAAAGGUAUCCGAGGUAAUUGUUGAGCCCUACAAUGCCACACUGUCGGCACAUCAGCUGUGCGAGAACACCGAUGAAACAUUUUGCAUCGAUAAUGAGGCAUUGUAUGACAUUUGUUAUCACAAGUUGCGUAUGCUGUGCCCCACCUAUGAGGACUUGAAUCAUCUGGUGUCCGUCACAAUGUCCGGCGUGACAACCUGCCUGCGUUUCCCCGGCCAACUAAAUGCUGAUCUGCGCAAAUUGGCCGUGAAUAUGGUGCCGUUCCCGCGUUUGCACUUCUUCAUGCCGGGCUUUGCGCCACUCACCGCCAAGGGUUCGCAACAGUAUCGCGCUUUGACUGUCUCCGAACUGACUCAGCAAAUGUUCGACGCCAGGAAUAUGAUGACAGCGUGCGAUCCCCGUCACGGACGCUAUCUAACAGUGGCGUGCAUCUUCAGAGGCCCAAUGUCGAUGAAGGAGGUCGACAUGCAAAUGUACAACAUACAAAGCAAGAACAGCAGCUACUUCGUUGAAUGGAUACCAAAUAAUGUUAAGGUAGCUGUUUGCGAUAUACCACCGCGUGGCCUCAAAAUGUCCGCCACAUUCAUUGGCAACACCACAGCCAUACAGGAGAUCUUCAAGCGUAUAUCCGAGCAAUUUACGGCCAUGUUCCGGCGUAAGGCGUUCCUGCAUUGGUACACCGGCGAGGGCAUGGACGAAAUGGAAUUCACCGAAGCCGAAUCGAAUAUGAACGAUUUGAUUUCCGAAUAUCAACAGUAUCAGGAGGCCAGCGUCGAGGAUGAUGUUGAAUUCGACGACGAACAAGCCGAGCACGAGGCGUACGAAGAUAAUGCCAUACAAAAUGGUGGCCUCUAAUGACCAGCUAUGUGGAAAAUAUCGAAAUCAAAUGGUGUGUGGAGUUGAUCGACCUUUCGCCCAACUGUAAUGUUUUCAGAACAAUAAUUAGUUUUGCUGUUGUUCACCUUACAAUGUAAUUUGCAUAUAAUGUUUUGUUAAGCAUAAAACAUUUAGUAUAAUAAAACAAAUAAAACUAAAGUUGCAAAUAUUUUGUACAAACAAAGAAUAA